This is a messenger RNA of Oncorhynchus kisutch (coho salmon), 2835 nucleotides long. Its product is annotated as ataxin-2-like protein. The record is from RefSeq and is a predicted model, not a curated record. NCBI's taxonomy places the organism in Eukaryota, Metazoa, Chordata, Actinopteri, Salmoniformes, Salmonidae. Bases 284 to 2299 code for a protein of 671 amino acids. The transcript has 16 exons.
UUAUCUCUCUUUCUCCCCAUACAGUGUUCCACUGGAAAGGGGCAGCUCGGAUGGCUUCCGGCAGAGGGAGGCACGUGCAGCCCGCCUAGCGAAUGAGAUUGAGGGCAGUCCCCAGUACCGUCACCGCACCAACCUGGAGAACGACGAUAAGAGUGAGGAGGACAAGUACAGUGCCGUGGUCCGAGAGAGAGACGAGGGGAGGGAGAGGGGCAGCCCUGGAUUCCAGAGCAGUGCCGGGAGCAGGGACGGUAAAUAUAUUCCGCUUCCCCAGAGGGCCAGGGAGAUGGGCGUCCCCCCCAGCAGCCUGAGGGGAGGAGCCUCUGGUCCAAUACCCAAUCGAACAGGAGUCCCCGGCUCCUCUAGACCAUCCCAGGGUUCUGAUAGGUGCAGCCCGCUGUCCAUCAGGGGCGCCUACUCUCCCCACCAGUCCCAAGCCAGCCCCCCGGGCCAGCCCAGUAGCCCUACCCCCUCUUCUUCCUCUCACCCGAUCCCUCACUCCAUCUCUCACCCACAAGCUCUGGCUGAUACCUCGCGCUCUUCUGUCAACGGAGUGUCGUCCAGAACUUCCCCCAAAGCCCAGAGAUCCGUACAGACCAAUCGAACUCUGCGCAACCCAAGCUCCCAGUCCUCACCUGCAGUCUCUCGCUCUCCAAAACCAGACGACCCCGCUCUGGCUGGCCCUUCCUACCUGGACACUUCCUCCUCCUCGAUCGCCUCGGCAACCCCUAAGUCCUCUGGCCCCACCCCUCUGUUCACUGUGGAUGUGAAUGAGAUCCUAAGCUCAGCGGCUAAGGAGAGGACAGAAGGCCCAGCCAGCCCUCAAGACGGCAAGAGCGGCAAAGUUCCCUCAGUCCUGCAGAGAACACAGUUGGAGGAGCUACGGAAAUUUGGCAAAGAGUUCAGGCUCCAGCCCAGCCCCUCUUCUGCUGGCCCCACCUCCUCAGACUCCGCCCAGCCCUCCUCAUCAGACUCCGCCACCACAGCAGAGUCCGUACCCGCCCCUGGCCACACCCCCUCCCAGGACCCCCAAUCUGGAGAGGGGUCCUCCUUCACCCUGACCCCCACCACCCCUACCCCCUCUCCAGCCCCCAACACCGCCUCUCAGUCAUCAGGACCAGACAGACAGACACCCCAGCCAGCCAGGUCCCCUGGCAGCGAGGAGGAGGAGGAGGGCAGCGAGCGAGCAGAGGGUGUGGCUGAUCAGGUGAAGAAGUCUACGCUGAACCCCAACGCCAAAGAGUUCGUCUUCAAGGCACCCAUGACCCUGGUGAAGCCGUCCCCAGCCCCCACCCCCCCACGGCCCACUCCUCCCAGCCCCUCUGUAGUGCUCCAGCCUCCCCCGGGACAACAGGCCAUCUACAGCACCCCCUAUCUGUCCUACCUCUCCCCCGUACAGAUACAGGGACACUCUGUACAGGCUCCUCAGAUGUAUCAGUACACCAUGUCUUCAGUCCAGCAGGGGAAGUAUCCCAGAUCUAAAGGCCAGGUGGUAGGCCCUCGUCCGGACCACCACGGCUCUUCCCAGCCCCAGAUGCUCCAGGCUGCAGCGUCUGCAGCAGGCCCUCCCCUGGUGGCCUCCCCCUACCCCCAGGCCUACCUGCAGUACAGUCAGGUCAUCCAGGGCAUGCCCCACUACCCCGGACAGCCGGUGUACUCCAUGCUGCAGGGUGGGGCCAGGAUGCUGACCCAGGCGGGCCACCCCCAGGCUAUGGGCCCUCAGUACCCCGGACAGACAGAGGGUCCCCCGGGACCACAACAGGCCAUGUAUGCCUCCCAGCAGUUCUCCCACCAUUCUAGCUCCAUGCACCCUCCCCAGCCCUCCAGCACCCCUACUGGGAGCCAGCCCCCUCCCCAGCACACUGCCCCCAGCCCUGGGCACGGACAGUCGGGCCAGGGAGGCCCCCAGCCCCAGUCCAUGUACCACUCUGGGCCCCUGCCAGCGCCCACACCCCCUAACAUGCCCCCUGGCCACAGCUCUCCCCAGGCCUCUUACCCCAUGCAGGGCUACAGCCUGCCCACCCACCAGCCCAUGGCCCAACACUACCCCGGCCUGGGACAGCUCACACAGGCCCAUGUUGCCCAAGGUAUGUCUGGCCCUCACCACCCAGGAGGCCACGGCCCGCCCCAGAUGAUGCUGCACUAUGCUCCACCCCCACAGCAAGGCCCAGGCUCAGCCCAGCAGCACGGCCCUCCCCCCCAGCAGGGGGCGCACCAACACUACUACAUCCAACAUCCACAGGCUGUACAGGUGCAGGCUCACCCCACCCAGCAGCUCUCCUUCCACCCCCCUGGAAACUGACACCCCUACCUACACCUAGAGGACCACAGAAGAAGCAGGAGACAGAGGAGCUGAGGACAGGGAGCUGAUGCCCCCAGUCCCUCCCUGAGUCUUAUGACUGACGCAAUCCCAUUGAGGGACACAAUCAAGUUGUUCGCUGAUCGGCUAAACUAGUCUGAACUGAAGCCCCCCCACUUCUCUCCUCUCGCCCUCAAAAUAAGCAACUUUUUUUUCUCUCCUGUUUUUUAAGCUAGAGUUCUUAAUCAAAGAGAGCUCGUCAAAGGCUUCUUCUUUAAGGACAGAGAAGAAAAAAGGUUUUGUUUUUAUGAAAGCCUAGAAAGACUGAGUCGUCCUCACUAGCUGGUUCCAUUUUUAAGUUGAGAGGAUUGACAUGGCCUCAGACUGAAGAGAUCAUAGGACUUAUCACAAUGAAACUUGCUCCCUUUUAACCCCAACCUACUUCCCUUUCUCCUUUUACAGGUAACCAUUAAUAAAUAAACUAAAAAUACAAAAAAUGAAAAAUCAUAAAAAUAAAGUUUACUCAACCUCAAAUGCCA